Molecule: messenger RNA, 660 nt
Organism: Fonticula alba
Lineage: Eukaryota; Rotosphaerida; Fonticulaceae
Exons: 3
Coding region: 94-516 (140 amino acids)
Biological process (GO): lysosome organization; intracellular protein transport; lysosome localization
Cellular component (GO): synaptic vesicle; BORC complex; BLOC-1 complex
Molecular function (GO): SNARE binding
Source: RefSeq, a predicted model, not a curated record
CCCCCCCCCCGCCCCUCUCGUCUGCCCCGCCCUCCUUUCCUGCUCCCUUCCCCUGCUCCCUGCUCCCCGACCCCAGAGCGCACGCUAUCCACCAUGUCCGCCCCCGAGCCCACCGCCAACACCGAGCCGCUGCAGCUGGCCGGCGCCGACGUCGGGAUCCCCGAGCCGACGGAGAUCGACGUGCCCCCGGUUCCCACUCGGCUGGAGAUCGAGGGCCUGGUCGUGGAGGCCUUCGCCUCCGGGUUGACCAACACCCUGAUGCCGACCAUCCAGUCGCUGGACUCCAGUGUCCUGCAGGCGCGCGAGUGUCAGGUUCGCCUGCUGACGCAGGUGGAUCGUCUGUCCGGUGAGCUCCACCGCUUCGUCAACCAGUCCUCGACGCCGAUCCUGGACAAGCAUGUCGCGCGACUCCUCUCCUUGAAGAAGCGCAUCGAGGCUGUCAACCGGUCGCUCGCCGGCACGCGCCAGGUCGUCGACCGGAUGAUGGCCCAGGUCAAUGCCCCGCAGCGGCCCUAGGAGGCUCCCGCGGAUGUCGCGACGCAUACAGCACCCCGCCCGAUGUGUCUUUUGCCGCCCGGUGCUGCCCCCCCCCCCUCUUCCGCGAUCCCCCGCCCCUUUGCCUGGUCGCGCCAAAAUACGAAACCCGAGACAACCCGCGUA